CCAGAAGGCGUCCCAGUCGGUCCCGUCAAGUGCUCGGCCAGUGUACUAGUUGACCGGCGGUCUCGUCAUGUAAAUAUCAUAAUAGAACAGGUUGCGGGGACUGUACCUCUUAAUCAUGAAACACAGUAAUAAUACCAAGUACGAAAAAUUGCCACAACAGUCGCAGAUCGACAAAAGAUUUAAUGGAGAUGCGGUAGGAAGUCCUGACAGUGGAAGUUUAAGUCUGAGCGAGGUUGAUGAGUGUGAGAUGUGGCUUAAAACAAAUGAGGCGAGCACCCUGGGUGCUGAAGAGGUAGCUGCCAGAUUGAGAACUGACAUAAGAUCAGGGUUGUGGUGGAGAGAAGCUGAGUUGCGUCGUCAGUUGGCAGGAUAUAAUGAGUUGACUGUAAAAGAUGAUGAUCCAACUUGGAAAAAAUAUAUUGAACAGUUUAAGAAUCCUUUAAUAUUGUUGUUAUUGGCCUCGGCUGUUGUUAGUAUAUGUAUGAAACAAUUUGAUGAUGCAGUCAGCAUUACUGUGGCUAUCAUUAUUGUUGUGACAGUUGCCUUUGUACAGGAAUAUCGAUCUGAAAAGUCUCUGGAAGAAUUAACAAAAUUGGUUCCACCAACAUGUCAUUGUUUACGAGAAGGCCAAUUGGAAACUUUCCUUGCCCGAAAUCUAGUCCCAGGUGACGUAGUACAUCUGAAUGUGGGUGACAGAGUUCCAGCUGAUCUUCGUUUAUUUGAAGCAAUCGAUCUUGCUAUAGAUGAGAGUAGCUUUACUGGUGAAACUGAACCGGCUACUAAAUCAACUGCACCAGUUUUGAAGACAAAUGGUCAUACUUCUAAGAAAAAUAUUGCAUUUAUGGGAACAUUAGUUCGCUGUGGAAAUGGAAAGGGUGUAGUUGUUAAUACUGGAGAAAAAUCAGAAUUUGGAGAAGUAUUUAAAAUGAUGCAGGCUGAAGAGGCCCCCAAAACACCUUUGCAGAAGAGCAUGGAUAUUUUAGGCACUCAGUUAUCCUUCUAUUCUUUCUGUAUUAUUGGUCUUAUCAUGAUGCUUGGUUGGUUUCAAGGACGACCCAUUUUGGAUAUGUUCACAAUUGGUGUGAGCUUGGCGGUGGCAGCUAUUCCUGAAGGAUUACCAAUUGUGGUGACUGUGACAUUGGCCCUGGGUGUUAUGAGAAUGGCAAAAAGAAAUGCUAUUGUGAAAAAAUUACCUACAGUUGAGACUCUUGGUUGUGUGAAUGUGAUCUGCUCAGAUAAGACUGGAACCAUAACAAAGAAUGAAAUGACAGUAACAGUCAUGGUCACAUCAGAUGGUUACCUUGCAGAAGUAUCAGGUGCUGGAUACAAUGAUCAAGGUGAAGUACACAUUCAUAAAUGUGACAGUGUGGAAAGGGCAAGAAUUUCCAUUUAUAACCUUCUGGAGGUUGGUUGUGUUUGUAAUAAUGCUGUGAUAAAUGGAGAUACUUUAUUGGGGCAGCCAACUGAAGGAGCCCUUUUAUCUGCAGGAAUGAAGCAUGGUAUGUAUGGGAUUGCAGAAAAGUAUGUUCGCCUUCAAGAAUAUCCAUUUAGUUCAGAGCAGAAAAUGAUGGCUGUUAAAUGUGUUCCGAAGUACGGUGAGACAAAAGAAGAAGUAUAUUUUGUCAAAGGAGCUCUUGAAAAAGUAUUACAACAAUGCACAAAGUACUCAUCAAAUGGAGUGUUACAUCCUUUGAACACUAAAAAGGAGCAGGAUUUUCUUGCAGAAGCUUAUGAAAUUGGCAGAAAAGGCCUGAGAGUUGUUGGAAUGGCACGGGGCAAUUCUCUUCAAGAUCUUGUGUACAUGGGACUUGUUGGCAUAUGUGACCCUCCUCGUCCAUUUGUUAGAGAGUCCAUUCAAACACUUAUACAGUCUGGAGUGAAGGUUAAACUUGUAACUGGAGAUGCUCAAGAAACUGCAACAGCUGUGGCAUCAAUGAUAGGCCUUGACACAAUUCACCUGCAAGUGAUGUCAGGUGAUCAGAUUGAUACUAUGUCUGAACAUCAAUUUGAACAAAUCGUUGGCAAUGUUAGUGUAUUUUAUAGAGUCACACCUCGUCACAAAUUGUGCAUUGUGAAGGCUUUGCAGAAAAAUGGAAUAAUUGUUGGUAUGACUGGUGAUGGAGUCAAUGAUGGUGUAGCCUUAAAAAAAGCUGAUAUUGGAAUAGCAAUGGGAAAAAAUGGCACUGAUGUUUGUAAAGAAGCAGCUGACAUGAUCUUGGUUAAUGAUGAUUUUCAUACUAUCAUUUCUGCUAUUGAAGAGGGAAAAGGAAUAUUUUACAACAUUAGAAAUUUUGUGAGAUUUCAGUUGAGCACUAGUAUUGCAGCUCUCUCUCUUAUAGCUCUGUCAACUUUGAUUGGUAUUCCAAAUCCUUUAAAUGCAAUGCAGAUUUUGUGGAUAAACAUUAUAAUGGAUGGACCCCCUGCCCAAAGGCAACAACAUGUCUAUUUUUUAUUUUUUUGUAGUUUGGGUGUGGAACCUGUAGAUAAAGAUGUAAUAAAACAAAAGCCACGUAAUGUUAAAGAACCAAUGAUCACAAAAUCAUUGAUAGUAAAUGUUCUUUUAUCUGCAUUUAUAAUCAUAAUUGGAACUUUAUGGGUAUUCAAGAGAGAGAUGAGUGACAAUAACAUCACACCGAGAGACACUACUAUGACAUUUACUUGUUUUGUCUUCUUCGAUAUGUUUAAUGCUCUUAGUUGCCGAUCUCAGACAAAAUCAAUUUUUACCAUUGGUUUAUUCAGCAAUCGCAUGUUUCUCUUGGCAGUGACACUAUCAGUUGUAGGGCAAAUGCUUGUUAUUUACUUCCCUCCAUUGCAAAUGGUAUUUCAGACAGAAGCACUAACUUUCAUUGAUAUCCUAUUCCUUGUGGGGUUGACAUCUACAGUAUUCAUUAUCUCAGAAAUCAAAAAAUUUCUGGAGAGACAAAUGGAGAAACGCCAGAAGUCCAUGAAAUCGGAACUUGACUUUGUAUGACAAUCAAGGAAAACCAGAAGUAAGGCCCGUGUAGAUUAAAAAUUAUUUAUGAACUUGAGGACUUAUCAACAAACAUAAAAGUCUGUCAUAAAUAAGAGGAGGGCUUCUUCUGGUAUGGUAAACAAAAUGAGAAAUUGCAUCCAAGACAUCUGCAGUGUUGUGGAAAUAUAUCCUGAUGAUGUCAAUAAGAUGGAAACUUUUUUCUGUGAUUUGUAGUUUUAUGUUAUGUUUUGUAAGUAGCUUUGCAUUUUGUACAGCAUCUGAAGUCUAAAAUAAUCUUGAUGCCAUUCCAUCAGAUUUUUUUAGUCAAACAUCGGGACAUACUUCUUUCAACAUGCAAAUAUGAAUAAUGAAUUACUCUGAUGGAGGAUCUGUGAUAAAAAGGAAAUCAGUAAUUCACUGUAAUUUUAGUGAAAUACUUUCUUUUAAAAUGAGAACGAAGUGAAAGUAUCGACUCUUUUGGGAAAAAAGAGCAUUAUUUAUCUGUUUAUGGUAAAAUGAGAAAGUGAUGCUUGAUUUGCCUAAUAAGCGAUUUUAUGAAAAUAUUGAUUGUUAAAUGAUGGACAGUUUUGGAAAUUCAGGUGUUCCUAAUGUAACCGUUGGGUAGAAUUAUUCAAAAUUUAUAAUAGUUGCAAACAUCAUCGGACAGAAUACUGUAUACGUUAUCCUCUCUUUGAUUUGUAUUCAUACCUAUCUCAAAAACCAUGAGCGUGUGUGUGUAUGUGUGUAAAAACGAUUCAUGUACAAUUUAUUACUUGCUUUGUGUAACUGGAAGUGUCAUUUCUUUAUCAAUGUUUAUUGUAGUUCACAGCAGUUAUAGCUGUAUUGGUAAAUGUCUCCUAAACUUUUCCAUUGUUCUCUUAAAACCAAUGUUACCUCUUUCUAGUAAGAGGUUAUAUUAUAGGGUUCCUUGCAAUAUUUAUUCCUUCAGUAAUUUAUUGGGUAGCAAAUCACCUUUAAUGGACUUUUUUUCUGUUAUCUGCUUCAUCCAAAUGUAAUUACAUGGAAGCAUUUGUUGUAUUGCACUGUUAUAUACUCUGAUAACUUGUGUUUGUUUGGUCAGUAUUAUCUGUUUAGAUCGAUGGGUAGAUAUUUAGAUAAGUCACAUAUUACUGAGAAAUAUAUAGAUGUUUGUAUACUUGUUCUAUUAAAAAUGUAUGAUGAUACGACAAAUUGUGAAAGUAGUUAUCUAGAAGUAAUUCUUAUUGUAAUUGUAUUUAAUUAUAAAGCUGAGUUGAAAUAUUUGUAAACAAUCAAAUUUAACAUUUAUAUAGAUUUGUGAUAAAGCUGCAUUUUUCAUGUAGUAUAGUGUAUAAUACGUUCAAUUCUCUCUCGUUUGCAUUUAAAGCACUAAUUACUAUCUAUUUAGAACUUUUCAACAAAGUAUGGUGCAGAGAAACACUUAGUGUAUUAACUUGACUGGAAAUUAAGGAGGAAAUUGUGGAGUUUGAAAUGUGUGCAUACAAGUACAUAGGAAUAUGUAUUGUUUUAUGCAUGUAACUAUACAUGUGUUACAAAAUUUUAAUUUUGAAAAAUUGAUAGUAUUUUUCUGUAUGAAAUGCACAUAAUUAUUCUGGAAAUUUGCAUAUUUUUUGGGCUGCUUUUCAGUAACGAGGGCUCAAGUUAUUGUACUUUUCUUACCCUUGUGGAGAGCUUUGUGUUGCUAAGUUUUCAUAAUUUCUUUCACAGCACACUUGGCUGUUUAAGAACUUUGAAUUUAAAUAGCAUUUGUUGACAUUUACUUAAAGUUUAUCUAAGCUUGUAGUCUGAGUGCUCAAUAAUAUAGUUCAAUAUUGUUGAGUAUAAAUGGUUAGAAAGGACCAAAUUUUGUCCUAAGAGUCAACAUUUUCUGUAAUUGGUUCUCACAACUUAAUAUUAAUUUUUAUUGAUUCUACUAAAAAGCAACUGACGUGUGAUUUUUCCAGUUAUCAUUCAGAUACAAUUAUCUAGUUAUUACAAGCAAUGGGAACAAAUUAUUGGACCCACUUCUAGAAGAUAUAUUCACUCACUAUGGUGUGUUGCUGUAAAAUUGUCUUUUGUAGAAUGUAGGCUUUUCUGGAGCAGAAACUAUACCUUUUUGCAGUUGUAUGCAGUUUUGGAUAAGGGAACGUGGUACUUAAUAAAGAGAAGAGGUUUACAUAAAUCCAAACACUUAGGUACUUUAAUGUAUAGCACAUUGAAGACGCUGUCUAGAAAAGUUCAUAAAAUAUUUUGUUGUAGAUAUUGAAAUUUUGUGUGCUUUUGUCGUAUUGGUUGUGUCUUAGAUUUGAGGUGUUAUAACUGCGAUUAUGAACAAAAUCUUUAGUUAAGAUUUAAUCUUGUACAGAGUAUAUGCAUUAAGUGAAGUAGCAAAAGGCUAAAUGAGAUUCUUUCCACUAGAGUAGCCUGUACAGGAUGUUAAAUAUUCAGUAGCCUAUUUUUCUACUCUAACCUUCCAUGGCCUUGAACAUGAGUGAGGAAAUGUUUUCAGUGGCAGUUAUUUGAGUUCAUUGUUGAUGUUUGCACUUUUUCAAAUUGUUUAAUGAUUGUUGCAUUGUUUGUAACUAAGAUGUUUUAAAAAAAAUGCACAGAAGUGAGGAUUGUAUUUCCAGGUGCUCUCUAACGCUUAUUUGACAUUUCUGAAAUAAAUUGUGAUUAGAUCCAUCAUGUCGGAUGCGGUUAGAUGUAAGGCCAGGGUUGCAUUCUGUUUUUGAUUGCCAAGUUUGUGUAUGUGUGGCCCGUAGACCGAGAAAGGUUUCUUUAAGGAGUGGGCAAAGAUUGUAUUACAUAAUUUUUGGUUCAUACGAUGUGAAAGAAGAGUAAUUUAUUUUUGUGAAUUGUGUGGUAACUAAGUUAUAUUAGCACAAUGCUUAAUGAUAAUUAUUGUUACAUUAAGAUUUUUUUGCUGUAUUUCUCAUUUUGUUGUAUGGUAAUUUGCCACAGCCAUACUAGUAAAAUACACAACUUCCUCUAAGUUGUAUUUUUUUAUUAUUGAAGAACCUCAAUAUUUCUCCCCAAAUAAGUUACAUAUUGCUGAUACCUAGAACUAAUCAUUACAAGUCUUAAAUAAAUUUGAACUGCUGUUUCAAGAACACUUUUCAUUAUACUGCAGAGAAAUAGCCAAAUACUUAAAAAGUAUGCUUUUCACUUCAGGUUCUCCAUAGUUAGACAUCUGCUUUUAACUGAUUGUUGCUCAACUGCACUUUUUCACCAGGUUUAAAAGCAGGCAUGCCCAGAUAAGGACAAGAUGCACAUCUGAAGGCAUCUCCUAAGUAACAAUUUCCACAAGCUGAUGUUUGGAUUUGAUUAGAUUGUUUUGGUUGUCCAGCAGUUUCACUCUCCAACUCUUCAGCCAAUCCGCAUGUACAAUUCUUACAUGCUUUUCUCUUUCCAGUGGUUCCACACACUUUGAGGGAAGAUGGGUCGGGUUUCUUGAGAUCACUGUCAUCUAACAAAGUAUCAGAAUCAAUUGUCUCAAAGUCAUCAUCUAAAGAAUCCAGUUUCCAAACAGCAGCAACUUCUGAUGGUGGUUUGUUUGCAGCAAUGUUUUUAGCAAAGGGCAGAACAGCAGAUGAUCCGAUCUCAAAAUUUGGUUUCUUGCACUGUAUUUCUACAAUAUUUAAGCUCUCACUCGUAUUAAACACAGCCUUAAGAGUUUCUCUUUCAUUUUCGUUUAAUGAAAUAGAUUUUGGCUCUUUUAUAUCUAUAAAACCUGCUAGUUUCAAGGUUGUGUGUAAUUUCUCCACAGUUUUCAAAGAUUUCUCAUUAUUUUGAAGAACUGUUGCCUCUUGGAGAACAACUGUGCCUUGAGGUUUCACAAUUCGAGCUACUUCCCCAAGCUGUUGAACGGAAUGAACUAUGGACUGUGGAAAAAAUACUCCAGACAGAACAACAUCAAAUGAUGAAGCUGCAUGUGAUGCUAAUGACAACCUCCCAGCAUUUUCUAAUGAAACUUUUCCACUUGGACCAACCAAUUGUUUAAGGUUUUCAACAACAUCUUUCAGCUUGUUAGGGUCAACAGCAUCUCCCCAUACAAUAAGUACAUGGUUAUCUUUACCGAUAAACGGGUACAUCUUGCUGAGAAAAGCUCACACCCAACUCAGCGACAAUAAUGCUCUCACCUUUCUCUUUGUUUCAAGUUCUUUUUCAAAAUUCGUCGACUUGUUUCUUGCUAUUCCUUACCGUGUUAGCACCAGGCACUUAGCACGCAAAACUCCGAAAUGUGUACUGCUUUUAAUAUUGGUAUUUACUUGCAGGUAUUCCGAUGACACAAACAUUCAAUAACGCAGCACUUAUGUACAUUAUCGCGUAUAUUUAACACGCAUACUUGUCGGUUUUCUUUACUCCGAAAAGAAGGUGAUCUAUGAACAAUAAAACGUACUAAAAAUUGCGUACAAAGGCUCAAAAAAUUGCCAUGUAAAUAUGCCGUAUGUAGAUAUUGGUAGACGUGAUGGGAUGUAAGAAACAGCUGAUCGUAGCCAACCUACGACAGUUAAAAUAUAUGAAGAGUUUCCAUUACUCGUUAUCCGUCGUUAUCUUUCUAUGCCUUUUUUCUGGGGCUCUUCAGUUUAUUGAAGUUAUAAUAUAAAUACUGAAACACAAACAUUCUAAUUUAAGUAAUAAUUAUUAUUUUCAUAAUUUCUUUGUCGAAAACGUUGAAUUUGUUAAAUUUCAACCACGUGGGUACUGCUGAAAAAAUACGCAACAAAACGUAACCGUACGUUACCUAUUAUAUUGAUGGGGAGUGAUCACAAUUCGUGUUUAUGAGGCAACUUUGAAUGAAGUCGGAACUAAUGAUAUACCAUCAUUAUUUUUAAUCUGGCUGUACUCUUUGAUUGGAGCCAGAAACAAUUACAAAUUAUAAUGACCGUAUUCCGAAAUGUCAAAAUAGCGUGAUAACGAGCUGUUGGCAUAGGUUAACGAAUAUAAGAAGUUGUGCGCUUUUUAUACGCGAGUGAUGUGUGUAAUUAUUUUUGGUAUUUCCUUUUAAUACAGGUUUUGAAUUUUAACUUAUUGCUAUUAAAUUUAGAAAAAAACAUGCGAUCACACAGGAAUACUUCUUUCGAACAGUAACAACUAGAAGCUUCUUAAGUUUUCUUAUAUUAUACACAUCGUAGAAGAAGUAUUGAGUAUUUUUUAAGUUAAGAUUUUUAUUGGUUUUAUUAAAACAAUUCAUUGUAAUAAUGCAAAUGAAUAUAUUUAGAGCCACAAGAAGACUUAUAUAUUUACAUGCAAAUUUCAGAUGUGGAAAAAAAUGUAUGCAUAUGAGUGGUCAAAACAUAUCUGACAAGUUGGGGCGCCAGUUACAGGCACGAAUAAAAGCAAUGGGUCCUCUGACCAUUGCAGAUUACAUGCGAGAAGUUUUAACUAAUCCUACGUCAGGUUACUACCAACAUAAAUCUGCUUUUGGCCCAGCUGGAGAUUUUAUGACAUCUCCUGAGAUAAAUCAAAUGUUUGGAGAAUUAAUUUCAGUUUGGUUUAUAAGUGAAUGGCAGAAAAUUGGUGCACCAGCACCAUUUCAGAUUAUUGAAUUGGGACCUGGCAAUGGAUCAUUGAUGAAUGACUUUAUAAAGGUUUUGGUGCAUUUUAAAAUCCACAAAGAUGUCACAAUACAUCUUGUUGAAGUUAGCCAACGCUUAGCCUCCGUGCAGGCAGAGAAACUAAACGUUAAUCUUCAACACGAAAAGAGUUCUGCUUCCACAGCCUGUUACCAGAGAGGACGUACAAAUAGCGGCAUCAAUGUAGCGUGGUACAGUCAUAUAGAAGAUGUUCCUCGCAGUUUCUCAUUCAUUGUUGCAAAUGAAUUCUUUGAUGCCUUACCUAUUCAUAAAUUUGAAAAAACUGACAAAGGAUGGAGAGAAAUUUUAGUUGAUGUCCAUCCUGAACAGGAAAACGUUUUUCGUUAUGUUCAAUCAAGGUUUCCUACCCCAGCUACAAUGUUUAUUAAGCCAAAUGAAGUACGUAAUCAUGUGGAAUUGAGUAUCAGUACAGUUUUAAUAGUUCAACAUAUGGCUUCAAGAGUGGAAGAAGAUGGAGGCAUAGUGUUAUUAGCUGAUUAUGGGCAUGAUGGAAGUGGCUGUGACACCUUUCGAGCUUUUCGCCAGCAUAAACUACACGAUCCAUUGGUUGAUCCUGGAACAGCUGACCUCACUGCAGAUGUGGAUUUUUCAGCAAUACGAAAUGCUGCCGAGCCUAAAUUGAUUACAUAUGGACCUACAGAUCAAGGAGAAUUCUUAGAGAGAAUGGGCAUAAAGCUAAGAUUAAAUGUACUUUUGGAACAGUGCAAUGACAAUGAAAAAACAAGACUGAGAAGCAGCUAUAACAUGCUUGUUGAUAGUGAUAAAAUGGGUAAACGUUUUAAGUUUUUUGCAAUGUUUCCAGCAGUCCUUAAAGAACAUUUGGAUAAAUUUCCAGUUGCAGGAUUUUUUUAAAUAUCUAUCUUCAAAUACAGGUAAGGCAGACCGAGACCAGAUACACAACUAUUAUGCGAUAUGGACAAAAAUCAUUAAUUGUAUGAAGUCAAGAACUACUACAAUUAUGAACUUUGUGAAUACUUAGUGCAUCAAUUAUUAAGUUGAUGAAGAUAAUUGAAAUUGAAUAAAGAUUUUUGUUAAGUA
Messenger RNA from Gryllus bimaculatus (two-spotted cricket), 9567 nucleotides. The record is from the annotation of a GenBank genome assembly. NCBI's taxonomy places the organism in Eukaryota, Metazoa, Arthropoda, Insecta, Orthoptera, Gryllidae.